AUGCCUUCCCUGUCCAAGAGCAGUAGCCCACUCCUUCCUGACACAGUUGUGACCAGCGCUAAAUACAGUGGGGAUGUUGGGAGACCCCUGAGCAGCCUUGGAGCUUCGCCGCCAAACCUUUCAGAGCUGGACUCAGAGAGACAAGAGCCCCAUCAGACACUCCAAAGGUCUGUCUUGGAGGAGGUGUUCUCGAAAGGCUUCAGCGAGAACAACAGUAAGGCCAACAGCGAAGGAGGAAGAGACACGCCACAGAAGAGGACCAAGGACAUUGGCUAUAGAUUAAGCCAGCGUAGGGCACUCUUUGGAAAGCGCAAACAGUUGAGCGACUAUGCCUUGAUCUUUGGGAUGCUUGGGAUCGUCAUCAUGGUGAUGGAGACGGAAUUGUCCUGGGGGGUUUACACGAAGGAAUCCUCAUACUCAUUCUCUCUGAAAUGCCUUAUCAGCCUCUCAACUGCUAUAUUGCUCGGACUAAUCGUGAUGUACCAUGCACGGGAAAUACAGCUCUUCAUGGUGGAUAAUGCAGCUGAUGACUGGAGGAUUGCCAUGACGUAUGAGCGGAUCUUCCUAGUUCUGCUGGAGCUGCUGGUCUGUGCCAUCCACCCCAUCCCGGGCCAGUAUGUCUUCACCUGGACGGCCCGGCUGGCCUUCACCUACAUGCCCUCAGUAACUGAUGCCGACGUGGACAUCGUCCUCUCCAUCCCCAUGUUCCUCAGGCUCUACCUGAUCAGUCGCGUCAUGCUGCUGCACAGCAAGCUCUUCACAGACGCCUCGUCGCGCAGCAUCGGCGCAAUCAACAAGAUCAACUUCAACACGCGCUUCGUCAUGAAGACUCUCAUGACCAUCUGCCCCGGCACCGUGCUGCUGGUCUUCAGUGUCUCCUGUUGGAUCAUUGCGUCAUGGACAGUGCGUGUCUGUGAGAGAUAUCAUGACACACAGGAAGUGACCAGUAACUUCCUUGGGGCCAUGUGGCUCAUCUCUGUCACCUUUCUCUCCAUUGGUUAUGGAGACAUGGUCCCUCACACUUACUGUGGAAAGGGUGUGUGUCUGCUGACUGGAAUCAUGGGGGCCGGCUGCACUGCCCUGGUGGUUGCUGUAGUUGCCAGGAAGUCAGAGUUGACUAGAGCUGAGAAGCACGUUCACAACUUCAUGAUGGACUCUCAGCUCUACAAACGAGUGAAAAACACAGCUGCCAAUGUACUCAGGGAGACAUGGCUGAUCUACAAACACACGAAAUUAGUCAAGAAGAUCGAUCACGCCAGGGUACGCAAACAUCAGCGGAAAUUCCUGCAAGCCAUUCACCAAUUGCGCAGAGUCAAAAUGGAACAGAGGAAACUCAUCGACCAGGCUAAUACACUUGUGGAUCUAGCCAAGACUCAGAACAUGAUGUACGACCUGGUGUCUGAUCUGCAGCGGCGCAGCAAGGAGCUGGAUAGGAGGAUCGGUAGUCUGGACGACAAACUGGACUCCAUCCUAGUCAGUCUGGAGACACUGCCCAGCCUGGUCUCCCAGGCCGUCACACAGCAGCACAGGGACUUUCUGGAUGGCUUGGCCCCCCGUGUUCAGACAUCCUCGAAGGGCUCCGAGGACAAUUGGGUUCCCGCCAGGUGCAAACGGUCCCCCGACACUGCACCACAGACCAUACCUUACAGCUGACAGCCUGCCAGUGCCAUCUCCACUGUUGUGACCUCAAAUUAUGCAUUUAUUUAAUAUUGUAUUUGAUACUAGCCAGGGACAUUCUAGCCUCUGUUAGAUCUCUCCAGCACCAUCCCGCAGUUGUUUACCAAAACAAGUAACAGGGUGGCCGAUUUAAAGGUUUUCAGAAUUUCAAAUUCCUGGCUGUGUACCUUGGUCAUUCUUGAAUUGCGGUGGAAUUUGGGCAUGGCAUUUUGGAAAACAAUUUACUUAAUUUUAGGUUAUUUUUUAUUUUAAAUUUAUUUGGGUGUCAUUGGUGUUAUAUCUUUUGUAACACCAAUGACACCAAAUGAUCAGUGGAAAUCUCAAACAUAGGCUAUGUCAUACUAAAGUGUGAUUAGCUAAUAAUUGUCUUUAACCCCCUAAAGUCUAAUUAGUAUAGUAAAAACAUCCCAAUAAAA
Salvelinus namaycush (lake trout) is the source of this 2093-nucleotide messenger RNA. It is a transcript of the gene kcnn1b, whose product is annotated as potassium intermediate/small conductance calcium-activated channel, subfamily N, member 1b. Gene Ontology annotation, biological process: potassium ion transmembrane transport. Bases 1 to 1653 code for a protein of 550 amino acids. NCBI's taxonomy places the organism in Eukaryota, Metazoa, Chordata, Actinopteri, Salmoniformes, Salmonidae. Gene Ontology annotation, cellular component: neuron projection; plasma membrane; neuronal cell body. The transcript has 8 exons. The record is from RefSeq and is a predicted model, not a curated record. Gene Ontology annotation, molecular function: small conductance calcium-activated potassium channel activity; calmodulin binding.